CGUGUCUCCUGUCACCGAACUGCAUCACCGGCUGCUCAGUCGCCCGCCAUGCAUCAAGAGGCAAAGACGGUCGACGAGCAGGUGCAGGAGUAUGCUGCGCUCCGAUGCAACUUCCCGGGGAAGAAGCAACGAUGUGGCCAGGUGGUCAGAGAGGGUGUCUUCCUGCGGUGUCGCCAUCUGUUCUGCCGGGAGCACGCGCGGCAAUGGUUCGCCCAGUCGGAGGAGUGCCCCAUUUGCCGGGACGGAGCUGCGAAGCGUCGAGAUGUGGGUAGAGCCGACGACAGGGAGCGGUUGCGAUUGCUGCAAGAGUUGCUGGUGACCUCCAACCCCUUGGAGGUGCAGGAAGCUGCGUCCAUGGCCGUGGAGAUCUGGGAGGGUCAGAAGGCUGAGGAGUACAACCGCGACAUGGCGCGGGAGCAGGAGAUCUCCGCUCGCGUGUCUCAGUUGAACCGGACCAUUCGCAAGCGCCUUUCGGAGGCAGAAUCCAGCGUCAGGUCUCGCACCGCUGAGGCUGAGGAUCUUCGUCGGCGCGUUAAGGAGGCCGAGCAGAAGCUACUUCGCGAGAGGGACUCUGCGACCAAACUCUCGUCGCGGCUGUCGCAGCUGCAGCACACCUGCAAGCUGAGCCUCUCCGAGGCGGCGGGGCUCACCCCCUCGAGGAAGCGGCUUCGGACAUUCUUGAGUCAGGAUCUUAUGGAGGAUGAGGCUGAGAGGUAGACACCGAGCUCUCAGCCGCUGUGAGCCAGGUGAGGAUGUUUGAUGCUCUGAUGGCAUCCCUUGCUUGUUUGCAUUUACUUCAAGGGCUACACAUUUUAAGCUAUUCAUAUAUAUAUAUAUACAGAUCGGCUGUGACAGAGAUCGUGCAUGAUCCGUGGCCCAUCUUAACAUGUCUCUGGGAAAGUUUCCAGAGCAAGGAAAUGCGCACCAUGG
This is a messenger RNA of Effrenium voratum, 930 nucleotides long. The record is from the annotation of a GenBank genome assembly. Lineage: Eukaryota; Dinophyceae; Suessiales; Symbiodiniaceae.